Molecule: messenger RNA, 2017 nt
Organism: Ruditapes philippinarum (Manila clam)
Lineage: Eukaryota; Metazoa; Mollusca; Bivalvia; Venerida; Veneridae
Exons: 1
Coding region: 106-1062 (318 amino acids)
Source: RefSeq, a predicted model, not a curated record
UUACACAAAUUUAAACAAUUUGAGUUCAUUUACUAUGCGAAAAUAAUUACUUAUUAAAACUAAAUCAUUUGAUAUUAUACUUAAUAGAAACACCAAGAGGAAGAUAUGGCUAAAAGAAAUCCUGAGCGACUAGAAGUAACAAAAAUCCGCUAUUCAAGAGAUGUUAUCGAUGAAAAAUUUGAUAAUGGGAAGAAAAUGAGUGAUGUUCUGAGUGAUCUUAGGACAGGACUUUUAGAUUUAGAUACAUUGCCAAAAAUAACAGUUGUCAGGAAAGGUAAAUUAUUCUUUACACUUGACAACCGGCGACUAUGGAUGUUUAAACAAUACGCUAAAUUCUUACAAGAAAACAGGAGUGAGAUUUUACAAGUACCUGUUAAAUUUGAGUCUUUGGCAAGGUUAGGCCCUUCUUGGCUGACAACGACGAGCGAAGGCGAGUUUAUUGAAGUUCAACAUAAUGGAUCAGCUAAAGCCCAUGUGAAUAUUCUGACUGUUAAGUUGUCCGAUAUACGUUACAGCAGCGAUUGUAUUACUGAAAAAAACAUGGAAAAGAAAUUCGACGCAAGGUUUGGUAAUAUCCACGAAACGGCCAAACUACCAGUGCUUAAAGUUGUCAAAAAACAAGAUAUUCUAUAUGCUCUAGACAAUGAACAAUUGUGGAUGCUUAAACAAUGGUAUGAAUCUAACUAUAUGGGUCCUGAGGGAAUACAAUCUAUGUCUCAUUCAAGUAAAAAUGACGACAUGAACCCUGAUGAAGGUGCAACAGGUAACAGUGAUUUACAGGAAGACAACUAUGUCGAUGUGUGUGAAGAUUUUACAAUAAAGGUAGAACUACGACCAUAUAAGGAUCUUCCGGAACACUUUAGCACAUUAGAUGGUGGAACAAAUAUUGAAUUUCGGAAUAGACAAACAAAACAUAGAGUGCUAAAAUAUAAGGCACUCACAAGACAAGAGGCGAGACAAGAUAAGAAAGAUUUAAUAAAAUAUUGCAGAUCUUACGAGAAGCAACCAAAAGGCACAUUUAAGUUCUUUCGGAAACUGAAGAAACCUAAUCCUGAUAAUUAAUUAAAUCCAAAUUUAAUCUAACUGAGUUAAACGUAUAACGGAAAACAUAUAUAUUUCAGUAGGUAUUUGUAUUGUUUUGAUAUGUUCUUUGUCUCACUGAUGGCAUGUGCAUAAAAAGUAACAUGUUGACGGUUUAUGUUUUAGAGAAUUAUUUUUGCAUCUUUUUAUGUUUAUUUUAAUUGCUAGAAACUCGUAUUUAUCGCCAAGAUUUGCAUUUGUAUACAAUUUCUGAAGCAAAUCGGACAUGAAACACAAAUUGUAGCCCCGAAUUUUUGUUGGUAUAUUUAGUCGAAGAGCCGAUGUCUUUUGUUUCAUUCUCUUUGCUUUGAUCUAAUACAUUGGUACACUUGUCGAAUAUUUUACCUUGAUAUUUUAUGACAAAAAAGGCAAAACAUCAUAGAGGUUAUCCCCCGUUUCUUUUGAUUUUAAUUGUUUUCCUUAAUCAAACAAUUGUUCGACUUUAAUCAUUUCUUUUUAACAUGAUAUAAGGCGUGUACAACGUUAUAAUUUAGCAAGUUGUUUGUGCUGCUUCUUAACCCUGAACAUGCUGAAUAUCUUAAAUGGACUUGUCCCACUUCCAUUUUUGGGACUGUCCAUUAUCAAUUUUAGGGAUAUCAAUUUGAAUAUUGAAAAUGUGUCAGCCAACAGUAUAGAGCCUGGUCAGACUGCACGGAUGUGCAGGCUGGCCUGGAUCUAUACUGGUGGCAAAGGCGUAACAUUUUCGGUUCCAGCACUUUAAGGGUUAAACAUCAUGUAGCAAGGAAAUGAUUUCAAAAUUGAGAGUGAAGAUCAUUUAGCCGAGACCAAUGUUUAAACUUUCAAAUUCAACAGUUUUGCAGUUGUGAACAUUUCUCACAAAUGUCAACCAGAAAUACAGAGAUUUGUUUCGAAAUGGUCAAAAUUGUUUCACGACAAGCACAUAAUAAACGUUUACAAUCUUAAACUAUUACACGUA